This is a messenger RNA of Culicoides brevitarsis, 1692 nucleotides long. RefSeq lists its product as uncharacterized. The transcript has 2 exons. The record is from RefSeq and is a predicted model, not a curated record. Lineage: Eukaryota; Metazoa; Arthropoda; Insecta; Diptera; Ceratopogonidae. Bases 93 to 1424 code for a protein of 443 amino acids.
UUUUCAUAACAAAAACAGCGUCCUGUGGUCCUUUUAGUCCUGUUUUCGGGGCAAUUUUGACGAAAUAAAGGAAAAAUCCGAGACGCCACACGAUGGGAGGUUGUCGCUGUACCUUCCGCGGAUGUGACAACGCCUCAAAUAAUCGUCCUGGCAUGCAUUUCUUCCAUUUUCCCACGAAAGAUGCUGAGCGUUGCGAGAAAUGGAUAAUUUUUUCCAACAACCUGGAUUAUCGGGACAUGGACGAGAAAAAACUGCGAAAUCGUAAUGUCUGCGAGGAACAUUUUCGAAUAAGGAUGUUCAUGAAUAUCAAAAAGGAACGUUUAGUAAGAUUUGCUUAUCCGACUCUCCUGAAGACGAAAAUUAACGGAAAAGUUUAUGACUUGGAAAAAUUCCAAGAUGCCAAAUUUCCGAUCGAAGAUAUGAACAUUGAGAGUGAGAUGGAUGAAGAAUUCGAUCAAUUUUUGGUUGAUGAUGCGGAAAAUCCUUUACUUCAUGAGGUCUCGAGAAAUGACACAAAAGCCGUACCUGAAAAUGAGCAAAAUUUCAGCUUGAACGAGGACAAUAUUGGCGACAUUCCAAUCGAAUUUGAGGAAAAUGCGAAAAUUUCACCGAAGAAAAUUGUUUUGACUCCCGUGAAAUUUACAGCGAAAAAGAGAACUUUGCCAGUUGAGAAAGAAAAAGUGGUUAUGACACCAGUUAUGAUCAAAAAACCAAAACCUAGUCCUGCGACUGCGGUUAAAAUCCUAAAUAGCACAAAUUUGAUCAAACAAGUCCCGGUUGAGCCAAUCGAGAUAAUUCAAAGCAGUAUUACUGAACCUCCUGUAAAAAGUGAGCGAAGUCCCCCGGUGAAAAAACCAGUGAGAGUUGAAUCUAAACCUGAAGAUCUUGAAAAAAUCAAAAAACUCACAGAAGAACGCGAUAAAGCCCUAAAAACGCAACAAAAUUUAAAACUAGAAGUACGCGACGCGCAUUCGCAAAUAAAUGUCCUCGAACAAAAAGUAAAAAUGCUUCAAAAUCAACUUAGUUUAGCGAAAGAAGCUGCUAAGCCGAAGUCACCAGUGAAGAAAGUUACGGGAACAAUUGCGACUCAAACUGAUCCCGAAAAGAAAGAAACGCCAAAAGUUAAAGAGUCUCCAGUUGCGAAUUCGGGCAAACCAGCUCCUCUGACGAAACCUCAGCUCUUUAAUGGGAUCAAGAGAUACGUUUCGAAUGCCAUGGCAACUUUGCUGAAGAUGGAAAUGUUCGGAAAUAGUGAGAGAGAAUGGAAAGCAGAUGAAAAGAAAAUCUCGUGUGAAGUCAUGCGACUCGGAAAAGAUGUUUAUGAAUAUUUCACAGAUGAAUGGCGACUAAGGUUACCAUCGAAAUCUGACGUUAGUACUUGGUUACAGGACAAUGCCGACGAAGAUGACGACGAUUUGUUCUGAGUUUUCUGUGUUUUGUCAAUAAAAUUUUUCAUUUUAUUGUGAAUUAGUGGACCUGUAACUCGGUUCUACUUGUCGAAAGUUUUUUUUCGUUCAAAAAAGUGAAGUUUUGCUGUGUUUAGGCAAUUGCACCCCCCUUUUAAGCUUAAAAAGCAUUAAAAAUCACAAAAAUGACACAAAAUUUAACAAAAAAGGUGAUUUUAUAUAGAUUUGCACCUACCUUUGUGGUCCGCCCUUGUAUUUAGGAAACUUUGCGCUCCAAAACCUUCUU